Prunus armeniaca (apricot) is the source of this 1212-nucleotide messenger RNA. The record is from the annotation of a GenBank genome assembly. NCBI's taxonomy places the organism in Eukaryota, Viridiplantae, Streptophyta, Magnoliopsida, Rosales, Rosaceae.
AUGUGCUCACAAUGUUGUGGUGGUGUUUGUUGUGGGGGGUGGGGGGUGGGGUUUGGUGGUUGUGGAGGUGGUGGUGAUGGUAGAGGUGGAGGUGGAGAUGGAGGUGGAGGUGGAGGUGGAGAUGGAGGUGAUGGUGGUGGUGGAGGUGAAGUGGAGGUUGUGGUUGUGGUGGUGGUGGGGGUGAGGUGGAGGUGGAGGUGGUGGUGGUGUGUGGUGGGUGGUGGUGGUGAUGAAGGUGGAGGUGAUGUAGUGGUGGUGGUAGACGAUGGCAUGUUGCUUCCAGAAGGACAAGAAAUUGCAGUGAAAAGGCUGUCCAAAAUUUCAAGGCAAGGGUUGAAGGAGUUCAAAAACGAAAUUUCAGUAAUUUGUAAGCUCCAACACAGGAAUUUGGUUAGGCUUUUGGGAUGUUGCAUUGAAGCAGAAGAAAGUAUACUAAUUUAUGAGUACAUGCCGAACAACAGCCUGGAUUCUUUCAUUUUUGAUUCAGGCAAACGGAUGCUUUUGGAUUGGAGAAAGCGCAUGAACAUUAUCGAAGGGAUUGCUCAAGGUCUUCUGUAUCUUCAUAAAUACUCAAGAUUAAGGAUCAUUCACCGAGAUUUAAAGACCAGUAAUAUUCUGUUGGACUGUGACAUGAACCCAAAAAUAUCAGAUUUUGGCAUGGCACGAAUUUUUGAGGAUAAUGACACUAGGGGACAAACAAAUCGGGUUGUUGGUACAUUAAGAUGUCUAAUUAACACAUUUUCACCAAUGAUUGUCAGCGGUUAUAUGUCUCCGGAGUAUGCCAUGGAUGGUCUUUUUUCCGAAAAAUCAGAUGUGUUCAGCUUUGGGGUGAUUAUACUAGAGAUCGUAAGUGGCAAGAAGAGUAUAUCCUUCUUUGAGGCUGAUCGAUCUCUAAACUUGCUAGGCAAAGCUUGGGAUUUGUGGAAAAAAGGCAAGACCAUGGAGUUGAUGGAUCCAACAUUGAGGAAUUAUUUUUCAAGCACUGAAGUCACCAGAUGCAUUCAGAUGGGUCUUUUGUGUGUGCAAGAAAGAGCUAUGGACCGACCAACCAUGUCGGAUGUUGUUUCAACGCUAAGCAAUGAAACAAUUGCUCUGCCUCUUCCUAAAGAACCUGCAUUUUUGAGUCGAUCCAGUGAUGCAGAAUCAUCUUCAAGUAGGCAAAGACGUCACUCUGGAUAUGAUAUAACGAUUUCAGAAGUAGAUGGAAGGUAG